AUGGAGAGGGGCGAUGGAGUGGGGAGUGGUGUGCGCAUGGGGGGCGGUGUUGUGGAGGAUGGUGAUGGAAGAUUGAGAAUGGUGUGGUGGGCGGAAGCGGGAGGUGGGGAUGGCGAGGUGGAUGUAAGGAUAUGGAUAGAGGGAAUGUUGGUGCAUCAGCAGCAGGCGCGUUCAGGUACACCUCCGCUAGCAGCGACAACUGCGCUUUCGCAGCUGUCGCAGUCGAUGCAGUCAAUGCAGCAAGAGAGAGGAGUGCAAGGGUCUCAGCACGGAGGUGGCGGGCAGCAGAGCGGUGGGUUUCCGGGUCAAGUGGGUGGGAGUGGAUCGCAGGUUGUGAGUGGUGGUGGCAGCCAGCAGUCGAUGGUGUUAGGAGGUGGUGUGGGGCAUGGGAGCAGCAUGCAGGGGAAGGCGGGCGGGGUAGCGUCGCAGCAGGGGGUGUCUGGUGUGAAAGCGGAUGCGCAGUACUCGGGUCAUAGUUUGCAGAACCAGCAGGGGCAACAGCAAUUGAUGAGGCCAAAGCUGGAGGUGGAGACGGAAAUGGAGCUGGAUCAAAAGCAGGCAAUGCAGCAAUUGAGGUCCGGUAACAAUGUGGGUGGCACGGCUGAGAUGCAGCUGCAAGAAGCUCUGCAGAGGCAGCAGUCGAAACAGAUACAGGCCCAUCUGAGCGUAUUGCAGCAGCAGCGAGUGCUGCAGGGGCUGUCGGAGCAGCACGUGCGCGACAUGACGAGUAUCCAACUGCAACAAUUGCAGCAGCAACAAGUCCAGAUGCAGCAGCAGCAAGCAAAUCUGUUGCAGUCAUCAGGGGCGAGGAAGCAUGAAGAUGUCGAGGCUGGAGUGUGCGGUCGGAGGGUUAUGCAGUAUCUGUAUCAUCAAAGGCAUCGGCCUCCUGACAACAACAUCGCGUUUUGGCGGAACUUUGUGGGGGAGUAUUUUGCGGCAAAUGCUCGGAAGAGGUGGUGCGUGAGCCAGUAUGGGAGCGGCGGUCGUCAACCGACGGGGAUUUUCCCACAGGAUGUUUGGCACUGCGAGAUAUGUGGAACGAAUCCGGGACGAGGUUUCGAGACGACAGUGGAGGUGCUGCCGAGGCUGAUGAAGAUGAAGUUCGACAUGGGACGGCGCGUCUGUGUGCAGAUAUCGGAGGUGGUGAACAGCAUGAAAGACCUGAUAGACCACAGUCGGGACAACGGUUACGGGCCGAUGGCAAGUUUGCAUAAGUUUCCGCGACGAAGCGACGGCAGCAGUCGAAGCAUGCUUCGGAUCGCGCAAGUAAGAGCGCUUCAGGAACAGCAGCAGGAGCAGGAGCAGGAGCAGCGGGGGCAGCAUGAGGAACAAGAGGAGCAGCAGGAGCAAGAGGAGGAGCAGCAGCAAGAGGAGCUGGAGCUGCAGAGCCUUUUGGCGGAGACGAAUACGAGGGGGUUGAGUGGGUUACAAGAGCAUUUUGAGGAGGAGAACGAAGUGGAUGGGCAGGGGGCGGAGGGGCUGGAGGAAGCGAUAUCAGGGGGGGCAGAGGCGGACCCUCUGAGUUCGUUUUUCGAGAGCAACUCUUUGGCAGCGCUACAGACAUCUCUGCAGGACAGCCUGGAGUCGGGAGGGAGCGUGGCAUCCCACCAAAGCAACGGGCAGAAUGGGGUAGGAGGGAGCUUACAGACGCAGCAGCACGUGCGGCAGCAGCAGUUGUCGUUGUGCAGAGGGGGAGGUGUGGGCGGGUCGGUGCAGGCAUCAGGGAGCAACCUAAUGAGUUCGUAUGGGAAUGGUUUUCCGUCGGUAUCUGGCGGAGGGGUGAGUGCGUACUCACGAGGGGAUUCAUGUGUACAGCAAAACAUGGAUGGGGGGAGCGUAGUGCAGCAGCAGCAGCAAGCGCAGGGCAAGCAUCACGGGAGCUCAAGUGGGGUGCAUCAGCUGCUGCAAGAGAUGAUGAUGAACCAGCAGGUGAGCCAGAACCAGGUGGCGUUGCGGCAAGGGGUGGGGGUGGGAGGUAACCCGGGGAAUGGGAUGGUUGGAAACUUGAGCGAGAGUUUGGGAGGGAACGUGGGGCUGAGCGGGGACAUGGUGGGAGUGGGAGGCAGCAAUAACGUGCACAACCUGGGGGCGAUAGUGAGCAGUCAGGUGGGGAUGAACCGGAACAGCGGAGAGGGUGUGGUGGGGAGCGGGAAUAGCGUAGGGAUUGGUGGAGUAGGCAGCAGCGGGGCUCAUCCGGGUGUGGGGAGCCACAGCGCGAGAGGUAUGGGGGGUGGUGCGCGGGGGAACGGGGUGGGGGGUCUGAGCGGGUUAAUGGGACACAUGAACGCGCACAACGCGAGGUUGAAUUUGGCCGCCGCUGUGGCGCAGCAACAGCAGCAGCACAAUCGGCUGCAGGAGCUGGGCGGCAGUAGCAUGUUAGGAGGGCUUGGAAUGGCCGGAUCGUUUGGAGGGCUGUUCAACUAGAAGGUCCAGGCGAAUGAGGUGGACGAGAAUAAAUACAGAAAUUUUUAAAUUUUUAAUUG
Molecule: messenger RNA, 2483 nt
Organism: Physcomitrium patens
Lineage: Eukaryota; Viridiplantae; Streptophyta; Bryopsida; Funariales; Funariaceae
Source: RefSeq, a predicted model, not a curated record